AUGGGCAAGCAGGUCAAGCUCUUCACGCCCUGGAAGUUCGCUCAGUACGAUAUCGGCGACGACAUCAGCCGUGACGACCUUGAGUGGGUGACUAAAGGCCUGCUCGAUAUGUUCCAUGGGAAUUUAGGUGAAUGGAAGCGCAUCGAGCACGCCGAGGAAAACUGGGACACUAUCGGUUGGGAGUCGAAGCUCAACAUCGGCGAGGCCUGCACCGAGUUUGCCUUUCGGUGGAUCGUGCCGCUGUACUUCCGAGCCGAUACGGCCAAGCAGUUUGCCGUCCAGCGGAGCUACGCCUACAGCGGCUGCGGCUGGUGGCACGUCAAGCAGAACAUCAGCGUCGUCGCCGCCAUGGUUGACGCCGCCACUAGGAGCGGCCAUGGCAGAACUGUCGAAAAGUAUCAGGAUGAGACUUGCAGCUCCUGCGGCGCUGGUUGGAACCGAGGACCCAAUGCCGUCUUCGUCACGGGCAUGGGAAUGGACCAUAAUGCCAGCGACUGGGAGACGAUGCGUGAAGUCCUCCAAGGCAAAGCGUACUACAACAUGGACAACGGGAGAACCUACUGGGACCCAGACCAGAUGGCCCAGCAGAAGGCGUCCUACGAAGCCAACAAGGCAGCGCGUGAAGCCAAGGAGAUGGCAGCACAAGAGGAAGAGGAGAAGCAAAUCCAGCGCGUGUCCAAGAUCCUCUUGGCCUGCGAGGGCAUCGACUACGACACGCGUGAGUACAAGCAGGACGAACAAACACCUGUGCCGUUUGGCAAGGCCAUUCUCUCGGGCGAUAUCGACAAGGAUGAUAUGAAGAAGCUGGCCCAGUACGUAAAGGACAAGCGGAACGACGAGUCCUCGCUGUGGACGCACAUGCUCGAGGGGUUCGACGGCUUCCAGUACGCCUGCAAUUUGUGGUCCGAGAUUCACGGCUGGGCUUGCUCGGCACUCGGCCUUCUCGGAAUGGAUGACUUCAAAGAUGAAUAUUUUGACAUGAUAAAGGGCAUGAUCAAGGAUGCAGACUUGGAUCAGUAA
Molecule: messenger RNA, 1020 nt
Organism: Clonostachys solani
Lineage: Eukaryota; Fungi; Ascomycota; Sordariomycetes; Hypocreales; Bionectriaceae
Source: the annotation of a GenBank genome assembly